GCGCAGGCGCCGCCUAGAAGUGACUUCUCCAAAAAGUGUCUUAGUUCCCGGUCACCUGAGCUCCCCGCGACGCGGCUGCGGUAGCUUGGCGGAUACACGCCCUCCACGGGUCCUGUGUGGCGACCCGGCCCUUGUCCUUUUGCUCGGUCGCUCCGCCACCCCGAGCCCUCCAAAGGCCCGUCCUUUCCCUUCUUGCCUUUCCUAGUCUCGGGCCGGACCGGGCCGAGCCGGGCCGCCCGGGCGCGGUCCCCAACCAUGGCGUCCCUCUUCAAGAAGAAAACUGUGGAUGAUGUAAUAAAGGAACAGAAUCGUGAGUUACGAGGUACACAGAGGGCUAUAAUCAGAGAUCGAGCAGCUUUAGAGAAGCAGGAAAAACAGCUGGAAUUAGAAAUUAAGAAAAUGGCAAAGAUUGGUAAUAAAGAAGCUUGCAGGGUUUUAGCCAAACAGCUUGUACAUCUACGGAAACAGAAAACAAGAACUUUUGCUGUAAGUUCAAAGGUCACUUCUAUGUCCACACAAACGAAAGUGAUGAAUUCCCAGAUGAAGAUGGCCGGAGCAAUGUCUACCACAGCAAAGACAAUGCAGGCAGUUAACAAGAAAAUGGAUCCACAAAAGACAUUACAAACAAUGCAGAAUUUCCAGAAGGAAAACAUGAAAAUGGAAAUGACUGAAGAAAUGAUCAACGACACACUUGAUGACAUCUUUGAUGGCUCUGAUGAGGAAGAAGAAAGCCAGGAUAUUGUGAAUCAAGUUCUUGAUGAAAUUGGAAUUGAAAUCUCUGGAAAGAUGGCCAAAGCUCCAUCAGCUGCCCGAAGUUUACCAUCUGCCUCUACUUCAAAGGCUACAAUCUCCGAUGAAGAGAUUGAACGGCAACUCAAAGCCUUAGGAGUAGAUUAAUCAAAAAGUCAUGAUAUUUUUGUGUACUGAUUUAGUAUAAAGCAAGCACAGUGCAGAUUCUUUUUACAAAAACACAUUUAUUUUGCAAAAAUGAAAACCAUGAGUGAACAGUUGUUUCCUAACCCAUGGCCAUUUUGAGUCUUGCCAAAGAAUAACAAUGAUGCAAAAAUGGAAACAGUUUGAAUUUUAAUUAGAACUAUUUAGGAGUGAUGAUGUGUAAAACUGGAUUUCUUUUCUGCAUGGCAUAGAGAAAUUAUAACUAUUACUUAGUGUCUGUUUGUGUUCUAAAUCUUUUUACACUGAAUACAAAAUUCUUGUUAAAUGCCACUAGGCACCAACUUAAGAAAGAGACUUGUAAAAAUAUUAAAUGUAUAUCGUUAAUUCUGUAUCUGUUGCUUGUCCUUUGUAAAUGAUUAUGUGUUAUGACCAUAGGCAGUUCAUCUGCCAAAUUAUUUUUAAAUGAUCAAAAAGAACAGUGCUGUUUCAACAUCUGUCUUAAAACUGCCAUGAGGUUUUCUUUCCUUUUUUUUUUUCCUUUGGGAGAACAUUCUAGUUGGUAAGUUUAUUACCUUUCAAAAUGUGCUUGGGACCUGCCUUAAACAGCACAAACAUAUUGUGCUCAUCUUUAAAUUAUUUUACCUGGCAGAAAAGAAUUUCAUUUUAAACUAAAAAUUGAGGCCUCUUGUAACAGUUUUCCAGGCUCUCUUCUAAACCUUAUGAAAGUGAAUUAAAUAUAAUAGAAACAAAGACACUGAAUUCAUAAUGCUUCAUAGUAAUCCAUAGUAUAUUUUGGUCUUUCUUCCAAGAACUGAGAUUUCCUCUAUGUAACUUAAUUUCUGUUUAAUUUAAAUUGAAUUAAUGUAUAUUCUAAUGUAUACUCUAAAUUGAAGGCAUUAUUCUUAAUGAAGUACAACUGUACAACUACUAUGACWAUACUUGACCUAAACUUUUAAAAUAAAAUCUUAACUUUUUUUGGGUGGGUUGGUGGUAAAUAAACAACUUUGUCAGAAAUGAUUGCCUAUGUGUGUAUUACUAUGUUAGCAUUCUCUGAGGUGUAAUUGCUAUGGUAUUUUAUGUAUACAGAGAAUAAGAGAACAAUAGUUAGAAUUUUCAAUUUAGUUAGUUUUGAAAAUAAUGUUACAAUAUAUGGAUUCUGACACAUCCUACCACAAAAACUCUGGAGUUGUUUAUGUAUAACUUGGUGGAUUUGGGGUGGUGGACAUUUGGCCUGAUGUUGGCAAAGUCACAUUUUAGGACUAGUAUACAUGUAAUGUGUGGAUUGUGGAAGGAACARAAAACCAAGCCAUCUAAGUUUAGAAUCCAUCAAUCAUACUGUGUUUACUAAGAACAUAUUCACAAUUUCCCUGAAGAGAGAUGAGUCAAAAUAAUUUACUGGAUUAUGGAAUGUUGACCCAGAACAUGUUUUGUUUCUUGAAUGUACAUAAUAAUGCCAUUUAACUUUAAUUUCUUGUUUACAUGU
Molecule: messenger RNA, 2377 nt
Organism: Urocitellus parryii (Arctic ground squirrel)
Lineage: Eukaryota; Metazoa; Chordata; Mammalia; Rodentia; Sciuridae
Gene: Chmp2b
Product: charged multivesicular body protein 2B
Biological process (GO): vacuolar transport
Source: RefSeq, a predicted model, not a curated record